AUGGAGGACUUGCGAGUUGCAAUGGGUUUCUCCGGUUGUAUUUGCUUUCCCAAGAAGGAUGGCUCACGCGGUUUGGCUUUGUUCUGGUCUUCAGAGUUGAAGGUUAGCCUUCGUACCUACUCUGCACAUCACAUUGAUGUUGAGAUAGGGAUUCCUGGGGUCGUUGGAGUUUGGCGAUUCACAGGCAUCUAUGGCUUUUCAAGGCAUGGUGAUCGGGUCCAGACUUGGGACAUGCUUCGUACUCUGGCAGCACAAGUGAAUCUGCCAUGGUUAAUAGCUGGAGACUUCAAUGAGAUUUUGUGUGCAGAUGAUAAAUCCGGUGGUCCACCACGGAAUGCUGCGAUGAUGACGCGAUUCAGGGAAGCCUUGACUGAUUGUCAUCUGGAAGACAUGGGGUUUGUGGGUUCUCGGUUCACAUGGUUUAAUCGGUUCACCAAGGAGCGUUUGGAUCGUGGCUGUUGCACGCAAGAUUGGCGUACUAUGUACCCGUACUCUAGGGUUAUCACACUACCUCCAAACAGGUCAGAUCACAACCCCAUUGUGGUUGAGUUAGCUGCUGCACCAGUUGUCAAAGUGCCAAGGCUCAGGCGCUUUAGGUUUGAGAACAUGUGGAUGCAACAUGGUGAUUGUUCUGAUGUUAUUCAGAAAGGAUGGUCUAUUCCCUCUGCAGGUGAACCUAUGAAGCAAGUUGGAUUGAAAAUUGGUUCAACUGGCAGACUAUUGAUGGAAUGGGAUGCAGGAACAUUUCGACAGAGAAAAACUGAGAUACAUCUCUUGCAAUCUAAGAUGGAUAUGUUGAUGAAACUCCCUUAUGAUCCGGUUCAUUUUGAGCAGCAGAAAACUCUCCAGUUUAGAUAUAAUGAACUUUUAUCUUUGGAUGAAGCUUAUUGGCGUCAGAGGUCAAGGGUGUUAUGGUUGAAAGAAGGGGAUCGUAAUUCAGCCUUCUUCCACAGGCAAGCGUCUAACAGGCGCAGUCGCAAUAAAGUGGUAGGCAUCACUGAUAUGGGAGGACAAUGGCAAACUGAUCCUGCACAAGUGGCUUCAGUUUUUGUUGAUUACUACGAAAAUAUUUUUCAUUCUGAGGGUUCUGACCCUGUAGCUCUGGCAGCAGUUCUUGAACAUAUUCAUCCAUGUAUUGAUAAUGAUAUGAAUUCUUCUCUAUUAGCUCCAUAUUCAGAUGAGGAAAUUAAGAAGGCCUUAUUCCAGAUGCAUCCUUCAAAAUCACCUGGACCUGACGGUAUGUCUCCUACUUUUUUCCAAAAGCAUUGGGCAAUUGUUCAAUAUGAUGUGUGUUUAGCUGUGAGGACUUUCUUAAACACAGGUGUUCUGGAUUCUGAGAGCAAUUUUACUCAUUUGACUCUUAUUCCUAAAAUUAAAGAGCCUAAAGUUGCAGCUGAUUUCAGGCCUAUAGCCCUUUGCAAUGUGGUGUAUAAAAUUGCCUCUAUGGUGCUUGCUAACAGAUUGAAAGUCUUAUUGCCUUCUAUUAUCUCUCCUCUUCAGAGUGCCUUUGUUCCGGGCCGUUUGAUAUCUGAUAACACUCUUGUUGCAUCUGAAGCGGCUCAUUUUAUGCAUAAGCUCCGACAUCAGAACGAGGGAUUCUUCUCCCUUAAAUUAGAUAUAAGCAAAGCAUACGACAGAUUGGAGUGGACUUUCUUGAUCUCUAUUUUAUCUAAAAUGGGUUUUGCACAAGAGUGGAUUGAUACUAUUCUAAGUUCCAUUCGAACAGUGCGCUAUUCUAUUUUGUUGCAUGGGAAACCUACAGGUUAUAUUUCUCCAUCCAGAGGUAUCAGGCAAGGGGACCCUCUUUCUCCAUAUUUAUUCAUUUUGUGUGUUGAGGGUCUCUCCUCCCUUAUUUCUCAUGUAGUUUCUCAGGGUUCACUGAAGGGGCGGAAGAUGAGUCCUCGGGCCCCAACUAUUCACCAUUUAUUAUUUGCCGAUGACAGUUUUCUAUUUGGUGAAGCCUCUGUGGUGGAAUGCACUACCUUCAAGACUAUUCUGAAUGUUUAUGAGCGUGCUUCUGGUCAAAGGAUUAAUCUAGAGAAGAGUAGUGUUGUCUUCAGCAAGAAUGUGCAUCCUGAUACUAAAGCUAAUUUAGCUUCUAUUUUGGGGGUGCAGUGUGUUGAGGAUCAUGGAAGAUAUCUAGGGUUUCCCCUUCAUGUGGGAAAAUCAAAAGUGGCAAUUUUUUCUUACCUUAAGGAAAGAUUAACUAAGAAGCUGAUCAGUUGGCGCACAAAAAUCCUGAGUUCUGCAGGGAAGGAGAUUCUGAUUAAGGCAGUGGCUCAAGUUAUCCCAACUUAUGUCAUGAGUUGUUAUAUGCUUCCUAAAGGUCUUUGUGAUGACCUCCACCAACUUUGUGCUCAAUUCUUUUGGGGAGGUUCAGUUGCUAAUCGCAAAAUUCACGGGCGGUCAUGGGAUAGGAUGUGCUUAUCUAAAAGUGAGGGAGGCUUAGGUUUCAAGAAUCUGCAUGCUCAUAACUUAUCUUUGCUUGCUAAACAGGGAUGGAGGUUAAUCACUAAUCCUAAUUCCUUGUUGUCUCGUUUGCUCAAGGCUCGGUAUUUUCCGGAUGGUUCUUUUCUGGAUGCGGAUAUGGGGGAUUCUCCUUCGUAUGCAUGGAGAAGCAUUAUGGAAGCUAGAACUGUCCUUCAAGCUGGAUUAUUUUGGCAGGUUGGCAAUGGCUCCUCUAUUAAUGUUUGGAGUGAUCAGUGGAUCCCAAAUGUUUCUCAUCAUCAACUCUGUAAACCGACUGCUUGUACCAUUGAGUUAGUCUCUUCCUUGAUUGAUAUGGAUUCCAAAAGUUGGAGGGUUGAUAUUCUGCAACGUCUAUUUUCUCAAGAAGUUGUUGAUGCUAUCUUAUGUGUUCCUCUCAGUUAUAGAAAUAGACGAGAUCGUUUGAGUUGGAAACUUGGGAAGAAAGGUAAGUUUUCUACUAAAACUGCCUACUAUGUAGCUCGGGAUGUGGUGAUGGGGGAUGCCUUUGCUUCCUCCUCUCAUGGCGAUCCUUUCAGUGUUCUUUGGAAGUCACUUUGGAAAUCUAAGGUACCUGGGAAGGUCUCUAUAUGUAUUUGGCGAGCUUGUCAUAAUGUGUUACCAACUAGGGAGAGUUUGAGCAAGAAGGGCUAUACUGGUGAUCUGGGUUGUCUGCUUUGCCAUCACCAGUUUGAGAGUGUUGGCCAUGUGUUAUGUGGGUACCCUACUGCGCAGGAAAUCCUUACUGCUCCUCCUUUUUCUAUUCAGGUUCCUAUUACUCAUUCUUUUAUUUUUAAGGAAUGGUUACUUGAACAGGUCUCUACUCUUUCCUCUGAAAAUUUUUCUAAGCUAUUGAUGCUUUUAUGGGGUCUUUGGAAGAAUAGGAAUGAUAAAUUGUGGAAUGAUAAGGCUAAAAAUGCUUCUACAAUUGUUGCUUGUACUAUGGCUUGGUAUGAAGAGUUCCUUCAGGCUAAUAGGGGUAUGACUUUGGUAACUGAUAGGUGGACGAAAGCUAGAGUAUUUUGGUCCCCUCCUAUGAGUGGUUUAUUGUGCUUGAAUGUUGAUGGUGCUUAUGUUUCUUCACUACAACAUGGAGGCAUUGGAGGUGUUCUGCGUCAUGAGAAGGGUGAGUUCAUUGCAGGCUUUGCUUAUAGAGUGGCUAAUGUGUCCUCUGCUUACCAUGUUGAGCUCCUUGCUAUUAAAUCUGGGCUGGAGCUUAUUCAGGCACUUGGUGUAUCUAAUGUUGCUCUAAUGAGUGAUUGUUUAGAGGCUGUGAAGGCAGUGACAGCUGAGGAUCCUGACUUCUCUACUUUGGGAAUCAUUGUUGAAGAAAUUAAAGAUUUGCUAGGUGAUUUGCUUUCCAUAGGUGUUCAUCAUACUUAUAGGACUGCUAAUCAUGUUGCUCAUAGGCUAGCAGGAUUUGGUUUUGAUUCUGACAUUCAUAUGGAUUGGUUUGUUCAAGCUCCAGAGUGUGUUCUGGAUGCCCUACAGUACGAUUGGCAUGUAAUGUCGUCUCUCCCUUGGCAGAAGAUGGUUGAAAACCCUGUGGCUCGGAAGCUAGACCUAUUUGGACCUUUCUUGGGAUUGAAUGUCAAUCAGUUCAAGGAUGGUACUUUGCAUUUUCAAGGCAUUACUACACCUAUACUGCCUCCUGUGGGACGAACUCUCUUUGGCAAACCUGAAUCAAGCAAGUCACGCCGCCCUGUUGUCAUUCGAAGCGCAGAAGCUAAACAGGUUAGUGAGGAUAAUGCUUUAGCCCUUGUACCAGCUGACACAAGUUCCAAGCAGGAGAGGUCUUUUCCCUCCCCAAAAAAGCUCAAAUUCUUGAUGUCUGACUUGUUGGAAGGGAAAACUAGCUCGAUAGCUCCUACAAAGAAGGUGAAACUUCUAGAGUUUCCCACUAAGUUCAGUGCCAAAUCCUUGGGUCUUGUUGAGACUCCAGGAGGAAUGUUGGUGCCCUCUAAGGUCAUGCUGCCGAAGCCUGCACUUGAGAUGCCAGUUGCAAAGAAGAAGAAAGGUAGACCGUUGGGAUCCAAAAAGAAAAACCCUAAGUCGAAGAAGGUAUCUGCUGAAGAGGUCUUGACUGUCCUGUACUCAGGCAAACCUCCUAGCCCUAGUGUGAAGGGCAAAGAAAAGAUCUAG
Rosa rugosa (rugosa rose) is the source of this 4608-nucleotide messenger RNA. RefSeq lists its product as uncharacterized. Lineage: Eukaryota; Viridiplantae; Streptophyta; Magnoliopsida; Rosales; Rosaceae. Bases 1 to 4608 code for a protein of 1535 amino acids. The transcript has 2 exons. The record is from RefSeq and is a predicted model, not a curated record. Gene Ontology annotation, molecular function: RNA-DNA hybrid ribonuclease activity; nucleic acid binding.